Messenger RNA from Saccostrea cuccullata (small rock oyster), 1574 nucleotides. RefSeq names its product galactoside alpha-(1,2)-fucosyltransferase 2-like. Gene Ontology annotation, cellular component: membrane. Gene Ontology annotation, molecular function: galactoside 2-alpha-L-fucosyltransferase activity. Lineage: Eukaryota; Metazoa; Mollusca; Bivalvia; Ostreida; Ostreidae. Bases 104 to 1189 code for a protein of 361 amino acids. Gene Ontology annotation, biological process: carbohydrate metabolic process. The transcript has 3 exons. The record is from RefSeq and is a predicted model, not a curated record.
UGACAUAAUUUGAAAAUUAUACCAGGCAGGUAUUGAAUCCGAGCAGUAGAAAUCUGACCCAGAUUAUUGCAAAGUUUUACUGCCAUCAGCUACAGACAAAGGGAUGCAUAUCACCAAGCGAAUUCGCUUUACAAUGUACCUUUCUAUUCCUCUGCUGAUUACAUUUGCUGUUUUGCGUAAAAAGUCAACAUUGGAUAAAAGUAUUUUGCAACUGCAUCAAAAGGAGAUGGAUUCACUGCGAUGGAAACAAACCACUAUUAAUGGUAUUGUUAAACAGCACUCAUCUUCUGUCAUAAUUCAACAGAAACUCCGAAAAAGAACCACUUUCACUUAUUCAAAAUCCUCCAAAAUUGUUUGUGUUGACUUUAGAGGCCGAUUGGGAAAUCUUAUGCUGGAGUAUGCGUUUCUGUACGCGAUAGCAAAAAACAAAGGACUUUACCCCAUAAUUCCAGAAAAAUCUCAACUUCUUACCGUGUUCAACAUACAGGAAACGACAUUAUCGCGUAUUGGAAAACGUCCGAAUGCUUGUUCAGAGCUUCCAAUACUUUCAGAGCGAUGGGCCUUAUCCUUUGAUGAAAGGUUGGUUGAGGUUCCCCGCAAUAACAGUGUAAUGUUUUACGGUUACUUCCAGUCGUGGAAAUACUGGAUAGAACGGAAAGAGGAAAUUAGAGAUAUAUUCCGAUUUAAAAAGUCAAUUAGACAAAAGGUUGAUUUACAAUUCAAGGAGAUUUUACAAAAAAUGAAUUUCACAUUAGAUAUUGACAGUGUUGUCGUCAGUGUGCAUAUUCGAAGAGAGGAUUAUAUUUCAAAAAGAGUAGUGGCUUUCGGAAAAAUCACACCGAAAGCAAGUUACUUUUUAAAUGCUAUGUCCUUUUUUAAAAAGAGGUUUAAGAGAGUUUUAUUUAUCGUCGGUUCCACAGAUUUAGAGUGGUCUAGAGAUGCUUUACAUACAGAACCCAAUGUAUAUUUCUCAGAAGGAAAUUCAGCUGGCGAGGAUUUAGCUCUUCUUUCUAAGGCGAACCACACGAUUAUGUCUGUGGGGACGUAUGGCUGGUGGAUAGGUUGGCUUGCAGGGGGGAUAACUAUAUAUUACCCACAUAUAUUUGUCCCUGGAAGUCCAUUCUCUAAUGAUUUCAGAAAUGGAUCCAUAGAAGAUUUCAUAUAUCCAGGUUGGAUAGAAAUGGAAUGAUAGGAUGUCUAAAGUUAAAUGCAAUAUAAUUGAAUAAACGAAUCACUUUAAAUUUCAAAUAUAUCUCUUACGAUUAUAUAGUCUGAAUGAAGUCUGUAAAUUGAUAAAUUUUGUUGUCAAUGUAUUUUCGAGCUGAUUUUGAAUGUUAAUACAAUUUUCAUGUUAUGAUUUUUAUUGAUGGACAUUUUCAUUCUCUGAGUUUAAUUUAUCUGACAUCUCCACGAAUCUGUCUCUAUAAUAUAUGUUCUACCUUCAAGAUAUGUGUCUAAGAUUUGCUUAACCUCCAUAAUCUGUGUUUGAGACAUGCUUUACCAUCAUCUGUAUAUGAGCUAGCUCAUUAAUUAUCUAUGAGAUGUGCUCAACCAUCAUAUAAGCCUAGGCUAUG